This is a messenger RNA of Contarinia nasturtii (swede midge), 1190 nucleotides long. Its product is annotated as replication protein A 70 kDa DNA-binding subunit-like. The record is from RefSeq and is a predicted model, not a curated record. NCBI's taxonomy places the organism in Eukaryota, Metazoa, Arthropoda, Insecta, Diptera, Cecidomyiidae. The transcript has 5 exons. The coding region runs from base 478 to 957 and encodes 159 amino acids.
UAAGGCCUUAUUGAGGAUGGGAAAGUGUUUUCCCCGCAUAAAUAUAGGGAGUGUUUUUAGUUAGUCACUCCUAAAUGCACUAAUUGCGUCAGGCAUCGUUGAAGGUAAGUUGGAUCUGGAUACAUUGAAAAUUGCGUUUUAUGAUCUACACUAUUAUUCCAAAUGACAACAUCCUCUUUGCCCGUUGUAGCCGAACGACCAAUUGAAAACAACAACUUUCGAUCAAAGGCAAUUUUUAGAUAACGUAACACCUUAAAAACAAACAGAAAUAUUUAAAAUCAAUUAAAGGUAAUAACUUUAAUCAAAUUCAAUAAGACCAUCGCCUUCAUCUACUGCCGCAUAUCCAACUGGUCCAGAACAACCUUCAACUUCGACACAGGCAACACAGUCAAAAGCUUGUCGUCCUAUAAGUGCAUUGAGCCGGUAUUGUGGAUAUAAGUGGGUUAUAAAGGCUCGUGUCACGACAAAUUCUACGACAUGAUUGAGGUGGACAAGGUGUACUUCUUUUCAAAGGGUCAAUUGAAGCCGGCAAACAAACAAUUCUCUAACAUCCCCAAUGACUACGAGUUGACAUUGUCAAGCGACAGUAUGAUUCAAGAAUGCAAAGAGGAUCUGGACGAUGUUCCAACAGUGAAAUAUGAUUUCAUCUUGAUCGACAAGAUAUCAGAUAAACAACCAAACACAAUUGUCGACGUAAUUGGUGUCUGUCGUCAGAUUGGCGAGCUACAAGCAUUCACAGCUAAAUCAACGGGCAAGGAGUUGAAGAAACGUGACAUUAUUUUGGUUGAUAAUACUGAUGCUUCGGUGAAUUUGACUCUGUGGGAUAUUGAAGCCGAAAAUUUCAAUGAUCAUGGUCAACCUGUAAAACCGGUGAAAGGUGGUCGUCUCAGCGAAUUUGUUGGCGGCAAAUCGAUUUCGAUGGUGGGAAGAGAUGACUACUCAAAUGUCCGCACAUGAAAAUAUUUUUUCGUGUUGAAUAUGUAUAUUUACUGUACCAAAGGUGUACUUCACUGUACCGAAAACCAUUCGAAAGUGUACCACAUAGUUUGGUCAAUAUCCGGAAUCGAAAAUAUAGACAUCUUCAAUUUGCCGCAAAUUUUUGUAAUAUUCAUUUCUAUUUGUCUUUUAGUGUUAAAAAAUGAUUGUACCCAAAGUGUACUCUCCAAAAAACAUAAAUAUGGGGGAAUAUU